Molecule: messenger RNA, 1450 nt
Organism: Cucurbitaria berberidis CBS 394.84
Lineage: Eukaryota; Fungi; Ascomycota; Dothideomycetes; Pleosporales; Cucurbitariaceae
Exons: 2
Coding region: 213-1013 (266 amino acids)
Source: RefSeq, a predicted model, not a curated record
CAUCGUCAAAUCACACCUGUUGACGUCUUCGACAGACACUAUACGCCCAUAAAGUUUGGUAGUGACUACUGUUUGCUGCCUUUCGAACCGGACUUCCCAUCCAGCCUUCCAACCACUCGGUUCAGUACUACACGGCAACAUUCCACGGCGCGGACCGCAUACCUUCUCCGCACCUUCUCGAACCCAAUCAAAGACAUAAACUCCUUUGGAAAAUGAGGUUGCUCCUGGCGCCACUGCUCCUCGCUCCUCUCACCGUGCUGGCCGCGCCCGACAUCCUCGCUGAAUUCGAGCCGGCUCUCCAACAACUACCGUCUACAAACAACGAGACUGAGCUUCUCACCGAAGAUGGCCGCCCCGAGCUCCUCAAGCGUCAGAAUAACUGCGCGACAAACUACUUUCCCUGCGCCAACUUGAACGUCCUAGGCGUAUGCUGUCCACGAUCCGCAGUCUGCUCCGCCGACCAGCGCGGACAAGUCGCAUGCUGUCCCAUAGGUGCCGCCUGCACUGGCGCACUCGGGGGCAGCGGUGUCCAAACCACUACAGCAAUCCCAACCGCUUCCUCAACCGUCCCCUUCGUAGUCGCAUCAACAACACAGAAUCCCUUCGUACAGCAAACAGGCGGUGCGAAUGCAAGAAGCACGGUACAAAACGCCUUCUUUCCGUUCCCCUACAUACCAACGACUUACACGAAUGCAGCUGCCUGCUCGUCCGCUUAUACAAGCUGCCAGGGCGAUGCUGCAAGCUGUACGGCUGCUCUAGCAAGUGGCGCCGCAGGCGUCACCAUCAGCGCGCCGAACGGGGGCGCAACCAUUACGGCGAUACCGAGCUUGGGGCUACAAAGCGCGCAGAGCAUUUGUGCGAGUUUGAGCAGCCAAGGCUGCUUCCAGUUGACAGUCGAGGCUUGCGCGAGAUUUGAUGGCGCGGGUGGAGGAAAUGCUGCAGCGAGAGGGCGUUGCGGCGGGUACAUAAUGGGAGCAGGUGUUGCCGUGGGCAUUGCCGGGCAGCUACUAUGAUGACGAAGCAAAGAUGGGAUGCUGUGGGUUCGCUUCAUUGUGGAUAAUACGGGUGGUUCGAUAUCGGGAUAUACUUCCAGAACGUCAACAUAUGCUUCGGCUUUGUUGUGUUCAACGCGAGUUGAUGCAUUUUCAGGAGUUAUUUGGUCUCUGAAGGAAGGGGUCUUAGGUGACAGCUAUGAUGAUGGAGAUGAUUAUGUUUAUACUUGAAUUAAACCUGUUCGCGUGUACAUCCAGCUGCAUCUUAGUUUUCAGGAACAUCUCGGGGGAGAAUAGACCCAGUAGAUGGUGUGAGUUGGAUUGAUCUCCCAAAGAGGUAGGGUCCGCUAGUACAUGUUUCACUCCAUGGGCCUUCUUGAUAGCAUAGCUUGAAACUCUUCAGGGGCGUUUACGAUCUGAUUAAGCAUGUUCAAGAGUAUCUGAGUGUAUACUGGCUC